Molecule: messenger RNA, 1182 nt
Organism: Anopheles marshallii
Lineage: Eukaryota; Metazoa; Arthropoda; Insecta; Diptera; Culicidae
Gene: ECSIT
Product: evolutionarily conserved signaling intermediate in Toll pathway, mitochondrial
Exons: 2
Coding region: 1-1182 (393 amino acids)
Cellular component (GO): mitochondrion
Source: RefSeq, a predicted model, not a curated record
AUGUUUCUAACGAGGCAUCUACGAUUGGCGACGAGCGUGUUGAAUCAUCCGGCACGAUUAGGCAUCCCGAUUCGACAGUGCGGCACACAAUCAAAGGAAGGACCGGCGGACGACGGUAAACCGGACAAUAAGAAAAGCUUAAUCCUCCGCACGAAUCUCUUCGAAUCGGCGGCCAAAAAGGACAAACAGACCUACAUAGAGAUGGUGAAGAUAUUUGAAAAACGUAGCGUCCAUCGGCGAAAUCACGUCGAGUUCAUUUAUGCCGCCUUGCGCCACAUGGAAGAGUUUGGCGUGAACAAGGAUAUCGCCGUGUACAAGGCGCUGAUCGACGUCAUGCCGAAGGGCAAGUUCAUACCGACGAACAUAUUUCAGGCAGAGUUUAUGCACUAUCCGCGCCAACAGCAAUGCAUCAUAGAUCUGCUGGAACAGAUGGAGGAUAACGGUGUGAUGCCCGAUUACGAGAUGGAAGCGAUGUUGGUGAACGUAUUUGGCAAGAAGGGACACCCGGUGCGGAAGUAUUGGCGCAUGAUGUACUGGAUGCCAAAGUUUAAAAAUCUCUCGCCCUGGCUACUCCCCAACCCGGUCCCGGACGACACAUUCGAGCUGGCCCGGUUAGCAGUGGAGCGCAUGUGUUCGAUUGAUCCGCGCAGUAAAGUUGACGUAUUCGAUACGAAAGCGGUGGAGAAUGCGCUCGAUCAUACGUGGGUCGUUAGUGGACAAAGUGUGGAGCAGUCGGAACUGUUGGAGGCUCACAGCAAGCAGGAACCGGUCUAUAUCGAGGGUCCAUUUGUGAUAUGGUUGCGAAAUCGUUGUAUCAACUAUUUCGUGCUUAAAAGUGCUCCGAAACCGUUGGCACCGAUUAAACAAACGGAAGAUCCAGAUGAUGUUAGCAAUCUACACAAUCCCUACAUUGGGCUCGAUUUACGGUUCCGCAAGGGUCAACGGACAGGAUCGGCAGUGAGCACUCGUCGACGGUCAGUUCACGAGCAAGAUGACGGCAUCAUCUAUGCCAUCUGUUGUACUGGAUCUUCCACAAAGGAUUCGCUACUGUCCUGGAUCCGAUUACUAGAGAAAGAGAAUGGCAACGCAGCAUUAGCCUCGCUUGCUGUGUUGUUUAAAUUUACUUCUCCCACAACUGAAGUGACCGUUCGCGACGAAGAUUCCAACACUGUACAACAUUAG